AUGUCGAGGGCGCCCAUUCUCAUUAAGGAUUUGGUCAAGGGAAACCAAGUAUGGAAAAUGCUUAUCCGGGUUGUUGAUAUGUGGGUUGUUAUUGAGAAAAAUGGACAACAACACCUUGAAAUGGUUAUUCAAGAUGGAAAGGGUGAUAAGAUUCAUGUGACCACUUGGAAAAGAGACUUCCAAGAUUGGAUUGAAGUUGUCAAAGAGCAUGAGACAUUUUAUCUUUAUAAUGGAGAGCCGGUUGAUAACGAUGGGCCUUUCAAAGUUUGUUUUAAUCCACUCAAGCUCAUCUUCAAUGGAGGUACCACCAUGACAAAAGCUGAUAUUCCUGAAAUACCAACUCACAAAUACAAUUUUCACCCUAUUGAGCACUUUCUCAAAGGAAACUACAAGCAUGAUAUGUUGUAUGAUGUUAUCGGGGUAUUGCAAGAUGUUUUGAAGACACAGAUGGGAGGUGGUGGUAGGAAAUCUUGCGUCAAUAUCACAUUACGUGAUGUCGAAGGCAAUGUUAUCGAGCUGGCGUUAUGGGGUGAUUACGGAAAGCAGUUCAUCAACUACACUACCCCGGAUAACUUUUCUGGUCCUACUAUUAUAAUCUUGACACAUGCUUGGUGCAAGAUAAAUACAGGUUUGAUUAAGUAUACAUAUAACAUGUCAUAG
This is a messenger RNA of Vicia villosa (hairy vetch), 660 nucleotides long. RefSeq lists its product as uncharacterized. NCBI's taxonomy places the organism in Eukaryota, Viridiplantae, Streptophyta, Magnoliopsida, Fabales, Fabaceae. Bases 1 to 660 code for a protein of 219 amino acids. The record is from RefSeq and is a predicted model, not a curated record. The transcript has 3 exons.